AUGCCAGAGGAGAAGGGCUGGAAGGUCGACGAUACAGUCAGAUUUGCAGAGAAAGUGAAGUUCGGCGUUGCCUUCCAGGUCCCUUUUGCAGCAGCUGUGAAGAAGGCUGUUGGUGAUAAGGUGCUUGUUGCUGCUGUGGGUAUGAUCAAUAACGGUACCUUGGCUGAUCAGAUUCUCAACGAAAAUGAUCUUGACGUUAUCCUUGGCGGACGGGCUUUCCAGCGUGAUACCGGUUUUGCUAAAGAUCUCGAUAUCGAAAUUGCUAUGGCUGCUCAAAUCCGCUGGGGAUUCACCAGCUUCCGCAAUGCCUCGGAAUACAUCCAGCCCAAUUCCAUGAAGGCAUCAACUUUCGAAUGA
This is a messenger RNA of Aspergillus pseudonomiae, 357 nucleotides long. RefSeq lists its product as uncharacterized. Gene Ontology annotation, cellular component: intracellular anatomical structure. The transcript has 2 exons. NCBI's taxonomy places the organism in Eukaryota, Fungi, Ascomycota, Eurotiomycetes, Eurotiales, Aspergillaceae. The record is from RefSeq and is a predicted model, not a curated record. Gene Ontology annotation, molecular function: FMN binding; NADP binding; NADPH dehydrogenase activity. Bases 1 to 357 code for a protein of 118 amino acids.